AUGUACAGAUCCACUUUUAUUAGGACGUCCGGCACAAGCUCUAGGACGGUAACUGCAAGGUACAGGUCCCAGGACACAGGAUUUCUCGUUGCUCGAGUAUUAUUCUCCACCUCUGCAACCCGUGCGCAAGGUGGAAACCCUCGAUCACCGCUCCAGAUCUUUCGCGAUACAUUCAAGAAGGAAUGGGAGAAAUCUCAGGAACUACAGGAGAACAUAAAGACGCUGCAAGACGCUUCGGGGAAGCUAGGCGAGUCUGAGGCCUACAAAAAGGCCAGGGAGGCAUAUUUAAAAGCUCAGAGAGGCUCCACAAUCGUAGGGAAAACUUUGAAAAAGACCGGUGAGACCGUGGAACAUAUAGCCACUAAGGCCUGGGAGUCCGAAAUCGGUAAGAACACAAGGAAAGCAGCUUCCGCCACGGCCAAGAAGCUGGAUGAGAGCUUCGAGCCGGUGAGACAGACGAAGAUUUACAAGGAAGUCUCCGAGGUCAUCGACGAUGGGGAGAGUUCCCGGUACGGUGGGUUCAUCACUAAAGAGCAAAGAAGACUUAAACGUGAGAGAGACCUAGCCUCUGGGAAAAGACGCAGGGCAGUAAAGAGCAAUGAGGAGGCAGGUACAGCAGUGAUCGCCACAAAUAUCGAGUCUAAAGAAUCGUUUGGAAAGAAAGUCGAGGACUUCAAAGAAAAGACCGUAGUAGGCCGUUCCAUACAGUCUUUAAAGAAUAAAUUGUGGGAUGAAAGUGAAAACCCCCUAAUUGUGAUCAUGAGAAAAAUAACUAACAAAGUGGGCGGGUUCUUUGCAGAAACAGAAUCCUCUCGUGUUUACAGCCAGUUUAAGAUGAUGGACCCCACUUUUUCGAACGAAAACUUCACUAGACACUUGAGAGAAUACAUCGUCCCAGAAAUUCUUGAAGCGUAUGUCAAAGGUGACGUUAAAGUUUUGAAAAAAUGGUUCAGUGAGGCACCAUUUAAUGUUUACGCCGCCCAACAAAAAAUCUUCAAAGAACAGGAUGUUUAUGCUGAUGGCCGUAUCCUGGAUAUCAGGGGCGUUGAAAUAGUGAGUGCAAAGUUGUUGGCUCCCCAAGAUAUUCCAGUCUUGGUGGUCGGGUGUAGAGCACAGGAAAUCAACCUUUACAGGAAAAAGAAAACCGGCGAGAUCGCCGCUGGUGACGAAGCUAAUAUCUUGAUGAGCUCUUAUGCCAUGGUUUUCACCAGAGACCCAGAGCAAAUCGAUGAUGACGAAACAGAAGGAUGGAAGAUCCUGGAGUUUGUGCGUGGGGGUUCUAGACAAUUUACCUGA
Messenger RNA from Saccharomyces paradoxus, 1296 nucleotides. RefSeq names its product protein translocase subunit TIM44 (gene TIM44). Lineage: Eukaryota; Fungi; Ascomycota; Saccharomycetes; Saccharomycetales; Saccharomycetaceae. Gene Ontology annotation, biological process: protein import into mitochondrial matrix. Gene Ontology annotation, molecular function: protein-folding chaperone binding. Bases 1 to 1296 code for a protein of 431 amino acids. The transcript has a single exon. The record is from RefSeq and is a predicted model, not a curated record. Gene Ontology annotation, cellular component: mitochondrial inner membrane.